UCUACAUUACCUUCACCAAUUCACACAAAAAAUUUCCUCUUUAAAACAUUUCUUGAAUAACAUGAUUCGUCCGAGUGGAGGAUCACAGAACAGCCUUGAGAUCGAUGAUCUUGCGCGAUUUGCCGUCAAUGAACACAACACAAAACAGAAUGCCCUUUUGGAAUUUAAGAAGGUGGCGAAUGUGAAGCAGCAGGUGGUGGCUGGAACAAUGUACCAUAUAACCCUGGAGGCUUCAGAUGGUGGCAAGAAUAAAGUAUAUGAAGCCAAAGUGUGGGUGAAGCCAUGGAUGAACUUCAAGGAAGUACAAGAGUUUAAGCAUGUUGGUGAUGCUUAGUUUCCGUUGCUGAUCAGUAAAUAAUGUGGUGGUUUGUUAAAAUAAAUUAUACAGUUCUAUAACUGUUUUGGCAAGAAUGGAACCGAGACACUGGGAGAGUAAUUUAUUGGAAAUGACUAUUCUCAUCUUGUUCCGGAUUUUGAAUCUUGAUUAUUAAACACCAUUAUUGCAUGCAUAUUAUGUCGGCAAAAGGAUUUUGCUAUUUGUA
Molecule: messenger RNA, 542 nt
Organism: Olea europaea var. sylvestris
Lineage: Eukaryota; Viridiplantae; Streptophyta; Magnoliopsida; Lamiales; Oleaceae
Product: cysteine proteinase inhibitor-like
Exons: 2
Coding region: 62-334 (90 amino acids)
Molecular function (GO): cysteine-type endopeptidase inhibitor activity
Source: RefSeq, a predicted model, not a curated record